Molecule: messenger RNA, 2197 nt
Organism: Capsicum annuum
Lineage: Eukaryota; Viridiplantae; Streptophyta; Magnoliopsida; Solanales; Solanaceae
Exons: 5
Coding region: 239-1891 (550 amino acids)
Source: RefSeq, a predicted model, not a curated record
AUUAAAAAAUAUAUAAAAACCACUUUUUUCAAAAUUUCCUGUCUGUUUUUUCCCAUUCCAAAAACACAAGGGAAAUCAAUUCUAAUAAAUAAAAAAAAAAUAUAAAACCCGACACCGUGUUGAUUUUUCCCUCUCCCUUUUUUUUCUUCACCAUCUCUCGACUCCAGCAAAUUCUCUUUUGAAAAUUUCCAUGAUUUUACGUGCUUAGGGUUUUGCUCUUUCCUCAUUUAAGAGACAAAUGAGUAGGGUGUCUCGAGGUGGGUCUCAUGGUAGAUCCCGUACUGGGAAGAAGACAUUGAGGAGGCGCAAUGAUGGUGCAGGAGCUGAUAAUGUUGUCCUGAUUGAUGUCGAGUCUGAAACUUUUAGUAAUGUUAUUAUUAUUGAUGUGCCUGAAUCGACACCCAAGAAGUUUCGAGGUAAGGCAGCAGCAAAGAAAGCCAAAAGAGGUAAGACAGCAGCAAAGAAAGACAAAAGGUCUCCUUUGAGGAACAUAAUCUUCAUCGAUGAUGAUGAAAGCAAUGAGAAUGAAUCUUCUGAAUGUGGUGUGGAAGAUGGCCACCACUUCUUUCAGGACCCAUCUCCUAGCAUGAGACCGUGCUCAACAUCGGAAAGUGCUAAAAAACCUCUAGAUGGAAUUGGUGAUGAUUGCCAAUUUGUUCGCGAAAAUAUUUCUCCAGUGAAGUUAUCAAAAUGCAAAAGAACUUACUCUGGAAAAGCUCCUGUCCAAAAUCAAUAUGGUUUGGCGUCUGAUUCAGAGAGUAGUUCAUCUGAUGAUGAUGAGUUGAUGGAGGAUUUUUCUGGACUGCUUCGAGAGCAGUGGCAGAAAGCUUCGUUAAAGAGGAAAAAUGAUAACAGUGGUACAUCUGGUGUUGGAGAUGUUAAUAGUGCGUCCACUGGUGGAGUUCAGCCUGAGCCUGGUGAGAGUGAAGAGCAUCCUGUUUGUCCUGGUUAUUCUAAAUCCUCUACCGAAAAAGAAGACCAACCUCCAAAACCAACACGUGAAUCACAUUGUGCUUCUAGUAAGACUGAUGUCCAUGAUGAAGGAGAUCCACAAACAAAGAACUUUGAAGAGAGUUAUCCCAGUAUACCCCGUGAAUACCACUAUUCUAAUGGCGGUGUUGGUCCUACAGAGUCUAUUUGCAGGGAAAAAGCUUCAUCAGGCUCACCAAUCAGCGGCAAAAAAUGUGUUGAUCAGGAAAAUGGGAAACGGAUGCCUGAUAAGACAUCAGAAUUAGGUGCAAACCAUAAUGAAACACUACCUAGAAACAGAGGUUCCUUGGUGGAGGAGGAUCUUCCGGAAUCUGUAUCUAUGAGCCAACACAAGGAUGAAAGGCAUGAUGAUGUGAAUGGACAAGAUGGUGAGAAUGUGGAGCAUAGUGUUGAGAACUGUAUUACCACUGAAAGAGAAAGGAUCAAGGAGACCUCUGAAUACAAAAAGGCACUAGAGGAAGAAUUGGCGUCCAGACAGAGAGCGUUGGCGCUUCAGGCAGAAGAAGCCAAGCAGAUGAAGCUGUUGCUGAAAAGAAAGAAGGCUGAAACUAUGCGUUUAUUAGAAAUGGAGAAGAGACAAAAGCAGCGUGUCGAGGAAAUAAGAGAAACUCAAAAGAAGGACGUAGAGAAUAUGAACUUGAAGGAGCAGAUACGAGCCGAAGUUCGGAAGGGACUCAGUAUGCUUGAAAUGACAUGCCAUGAUAUGGCUUCAGUGUUGCGUGCAUUAGGAAUCACUGUUGGUUUUGGCACUAGUCAUGAGGUGCGCGUUGCUUACAAAAAAGCCUUGCUGAAAUUUCACCCGGAUAGAUCUUCACGAUCUGAUAUACGACAGCAAGUUGAAGCUGAGGAGAAAUUUAAGCUCAUAUCUCGAAUGAAGGACAAAUACUUACCAACUUUAUGACACUACUGACCUAGGAUAUAAAUGUUAGUUUAUUUUCAGGAAAAUUUUGUGUAUAGGCCCUUCAAUGCUUGAGCUUUCUCACCAUGUGGAAAGCUGCACUCAGCUGCAGAAAGUUUUUUCUUUUUAUUUCCAGGUUUAGUUUCGUCAUUUCUUUAUGUUAUUGUUAACGUAGCUUUGUUUUUCUAGGGUUAAGAUGGCUUCAGGAAUUGCACUACAAAAGCUGUAAAUUUUUUUGUUUCAGAAAAAAAUAUUCAUUGGUCACUGAAUGUGACUUAGGUAAUUAUAGUUUACAGCUCCAUUGAUGCA